ACUCACGGCACCGACUUGAAUUGAGUUUGAGUAGUUUGAGAUGGUUUGAGUCUUGCAUUGAACUAAUGAACUGUCAUUGUCAUUUUGAUAACCUAACUUUACCAGUGAUUAAAAACAUACAGUGAGUUGCUGUAACUUAUUUGGAGUUUUCAUAAAAUUCUUAUUUUAUUAAGCUCUAGUUUUUAAUUUAUUUUGGAUUGAUACUAAAGCAGAACAAACACUACUUCUGAUAACAGCACAGAUCGUCAUAUGUGUUUAGUGAUCUCUUCUGAAAGCUUAAGUUUAUAGCCCAUUCGGUCGUAUCGUAAUCGUAUGUUUGAUGAUUAACAAAUUAUUUUAUAUGAAGCCUAAACUGCAGUGCUCUUAAACGUGACACAAAAGUGAAAUGGGUACCUUGGAAUGGCCUUGGCAAUAUAGUUUUCCACCAUUUUUUACAAUCCAGCCUAAUGAAGAAACAAGAAAAAAACAGUUGGAUGCCUGGAAAAGUUUAGUGCUGGAGUACCAUCGCUCAGAAAAACUGUAUGUUUUGGAUUUAAGGGAAGCCGAAACAUCUCCAUUGUUCAAUAAUGCAUCAAUUAGCCGAAAACUGUCCACGGAAGGAAUUCUUAUUGUUUUAGAAGCUCUUCAGAGAGGCGGGAGAGCUGAUCCUCUUAAUAAAGAAAGAACAAGAUGGCAUAUUUAUUGGCAUUCACUUGCUGAGUGGGGUUCUAUAAUCUACAGUUGGAUACAAGAAAGUGGUCAAUUGAAUUCAGUUUGUACUCUUUAUGAAAUCGCCCACACUCCCGACCAAGAAUUCACCAACAUCGAUUCUGAUGUCCUAAUCAAAAUCAUCAAGGUGUUAGAAAAACAAAAUAAAGCGGAACUCAUAAUGUUUGAUGGAAACAGUGGAGUUAAGUUCUUUUGACUGUGGAUUUUAUAAAAUAAAGACAAAAACAAUUGAUAUUGUAGGAUAGGGUUUUCAGCUGAAGAUUAGUUUUUUUGUAUUAUAUAUGAGCAAAACUGGAUUUACUAUUAAAGAAGUUUAUUUGUUGGUGCCUUAAACAAGGUGCUGUUAAGCAA
Macrosteles quadrilineatus (aster leafhopper) is the source of this 1059-nucleotide messenger RNA. RefSeq names its product vacuolar protein-sorting-associated protein 25 (gene Vps25). The transcript has 5 exons. Gene Ontology annotation, cellular component: ESCRT II complex. The record is from RefSeq and is a predicted model, not a curated record. Gene Ontology annotation, biological process: protein transport to vacuole involved in ubiquitin-dependent protein catabolic process via the multivesicular body sorting pathway. Lineage: Eukaryota; Metazoa; Arthropoda; Insecta; Hemiptera; Cicadellidae. The coding region runs from base 386 to 904 and encodes 172 amino acids. Gene Ontology annotation, molecular function: structural molecule activity; protein homodimerization activity.